This is a messenger RNA of Gryllus bimaculatus (two-spotted cricket), 537 nucleotides long. NCBI's taxonomy places the organism in Eukaryota, Metazoa, Arthropoda, Insecta, Orthoptera, Gryllidae. The record is from the annotation of a GenBank genome assembly.
AUGUUUGAAAAUACUGAACAACACCAAACCGUCGGCCGAUUCUUUUCCCGAGAGGGUAGGGUUCGUUGGAGCGCUGACGCGCGGCCGCUCUGCCCGGCAGACGACCGGAACCGGCGCAACCUGGAGACGGUGGAGAGCGCGCUGCUGGUGCUGUGCCUGGACCGGCCGCUGCCCGCCAGCUUCAACGCGCGCCCGGUGCGCGGCGCGGGCGUCGGCCACUCGGCGGGGCCCCGCGACGAGACCAACAUGGCGCACCAGAUGCUGCACGGCGGCGGCAGCGCCGCCAACGGCGCCAACCGCUGGUUCGACAAGACCAUGCAGCUGGUGGUGUCGCUGGACGGCGCGUGCGGGCUGUGCUACGAGCACUCGCCGGCCGAGGGGGUGGCGGUGGUGCAGCUGGUGGAGCAGGCGUACCGGGCGCGCCGACGCGCCGCCUGGCGCCGCCCAGCCGCCGCCAGCCGGUGCGGCGCGCCUCCACCCGCUCCGAGGAGCUGCCGGCCGCCGCCGCAGCAUGCUCCGGUGGCGCGUCCCGCCGCA